This is a messenger RNA of Symbiodinium natans, 897 nucleotides long. Lineage: Eukaryota; Dinophyceae; Suessiales; Symbiodiniaceae. The record is from the annotation of a GenBank genome assembly.
AUGGAGCCGCCGAGCGCUUCGGACUCGGACUCGGAGGAGGGCGACAUCUGUGGCAUCAUCGAGGCCGAUGGCCUUGCUUUGGAGGAGCUCCCGCCCCUCAGCGCGGGCAGCAAAGCCUGGAGACUCUCCGCCUUGCAAGUUCGGGCCCCGCAGCCCCCUUGCCAGGAGGACGAGGAUGGGGACCUCGUGAUGCCCAGAGCUGCCGCCCCGGAGUAUGCGGAGACAGGUCUCGUCGGCUGGCGGAUUGAGCUGGAGAGAUUGGCCACCUCCCAGUUGGAGCAGGUAGGCUUACAGCUCUGGGCUGGCGCGCUGGUCUUGAGCGACCUGCUCCUGACGCGACCAGAGCUGGUUCGCGGAAGGACGGUGUGCGAACUGGGGGCCGGGCUUGGCCUCUGCUCGCUGCUGGCCUGGCGCCUCGGUGCCCACGUCCUCUGCACGGACGGGAGCGCGGAGGCAGUGGCGAAUUGCCAGGCGAACCUGAAAAGGAACGGUGCUGGUGAGGUGCCCGUGGAGGUCUUGCGCUGGGAGGCACCUCCCACCCCGAAAGAGGGGCACGCAGGUGAUGUUUGGGCUGCGGAGGUACUGCUCGCCGCGGACGUCAUUUACGACGCCGCUGCUGCGCACUCCUUUGCGCAGCUCGUGGCCAGUCUGCUGAAGACAAAGGCCACCGCCUUAUACAUGUCCCUGGAGAAGCGGAUCUACUUCUCAGCCACGACGCUGAAGUCGGAAGUCUCCGUCUAUCCGCAGUUCCUGGAUGACUGUGCACUGCUCGGACUGGAGGUUGAGGUGAUCGACUUGUCUGAGAUCCCAGUGCAUUUCAAAUACCUGCGCUCUCGUUUCUAUGAGCUCGUGGCGAUCACGGCAAAAGCGGCACCGCCCAAGGACACAGCGGACUGA